AUGCGGGACCCGCGGGGCGCCAAGCCGCCCCUGGACCCGGUACGCCUUGUGCUGCCCGUGCCUGUGCUGCCCGUGCCUGUGCUGCCCGUGCCUGUGCUGCCCGUGCCUGUGCUGCCUGUGCCUGUUGCUGCCCGUGCCUGUUGCUGCCCGUGCCUGUGCUGCCCGUGCCUGUGCUGCCGUGCCUGUGCUGCCCGUGCCUGUGCUGCCCGUGCCUGUUGCUGCCCGUGCCUGUGCUGCCCGUGCCUGUUGCUGCCCGUGCCUGUGCUGCCCGUGCCUGUGCUGCCCGUGCCUGUUGCUGCCCGUGCCUGUGCUGCCCGUGCCUGUGCUGCCCGUGCCUGUGCUGCCCGUGCCUGUGCUGCCCGUGCCUGUGCUGCCUGUGCCUGUUGCUGCCCGUGCCUGUUGCUGCCCGUGCCUGUGCUGCCCGUGCCUGUGCUGCCCGUGCCUGUGCUGCCCGUGCCUGUGCUGCCCGUGCGUGUGCUGCCCGUGCCUGUUGCUGCCCGUGCCUGUGCUGCCCGUGCCUGUUGCUGCCCGUGCCUGUGCUGCCCGUGUCUGUGCUGCCCGUGCCUGUGCUGCCCGUGCCUGUGCUGCCCGUGCCUGUUGCUGCCCGUGCCUGUGCUGCCCGUGCCUGUGCUGCCCGUGCCUGUGCUGCCCGUGCCCGCGCUGCCCGUGCCUGUUGCUGCCCGUGCCUGUGCUGCCCGUGCCUGUGCUGCCCGUGCCUGUGCUGCCCGUGCCUGUGCUGCCUGUGCCUGUUGUUGCCCGUGCCUAUGCUGCCCGUGCCUGUGCUGCCCGUGCCUGUGGUGCCCGUGCCUGUUGCUGCCCGUGUCUCGUGCUCGCGCCCCCGUGCGCUCUGCUACUGUCUGCGCCCUCGUGCGCACUGUCCCCCCCCCCCCCCCCCCGUUUGCGGGGGUGUAG
Closterium sp. NIES-65 is the source of this 912-nucleotide messenger RNA. NCBI's taxonomy places the organism in Eukaryota, Viridiplantae, Streptophyta, Zygnematophyceae, Desmidiales, Closteriaceae. The record is from the annotation of a GenBank genome assembly.